AUGGCUCCGAAUCCUAUAACCUGUCACAUACUCGACACCACUACAGGCAAGCCCGCUGCUAACGUCGUGUGCUCUAUUUACAAGGUUUACAUUGGUGAAGGCAACGACGAUCAAGAUCAAUUGAUUGAGACCCAAGAAGCCCAGAUUUUAGCAAGAGCACGCACCAACGAUGACGGUAGAAUCCCACUAUGGGUGUUUAACCCUGACAUGUCCCAGAGGAAGUUACUAGCCACGAACGGUAUCCAAGAGGCCGAUCAAGAGUUGCAGUGGAGGGAACUCAAACCUGGUUACUACAAGAUAAGGUUCCAGACUGGUCUCUAUUUCAAGUCUCAGGGACAAACAAAUUUUCACCCUUUUGUUGAUAUCUUGUUUCAUAUAGAUAACGGCUCGAGGCACUAUCACAUCCCCCUACUGUUGAGUAACUACGGUUACACCACUUACAAGGGCAGUUAA
Molecule: messenger RNA, 453 nt
Organism: Zygosaccharomyces rouxii
Lineage: Eukaryota; Fungi; Ascomycota; Saccharomycetes; Saccharomycetales; Saccharomycetaceae
Product: hydroxyisourate hydrolase
Exons: 1
Coding region: 1-453 (150 amino acids)
Biological process (GO): purine nucleobase metabolic process
Molecular function (GO): hydroxyisourate hydrolase activity
Source: RefSeq, a predicted model, not a curated record